AUGAGUUCGCAUCAAACUGUAUCUGCCGUACAAGUACGCCGAAAUAUUUCUCAUGCCAAACGUUCUCAAACAAUUGAUCCUGAAUCAAAUGAAGAAAAAUUAAGAAUCGUCGUAUUAGGAGCGACGAAAGUGGGUAAAACAUGUCUUUGUCAACAAUUUCUUUGUCAACAGUUUAUCAAAGAGCAUAAAGAAACAUUAGAUGAAUUACAUAUCAUUGAAUUUGAAUUAACCAAUCGACAUUUAACAUUAGAAAUAUUAGAUACAGCAGGUAUUGAUGAAUUCCCGGUGAUGAGACGUAUUGCCAUUGCCGGCGGUGAUGCCUAUGUUAUCGUUUAUUCAAUUGAAGAUCAAAUGUCCUUUGAUAUUGUGAGACAAAUGCGUGAUUUGAUUAUUGAAGUUAAAGGAAAUUCAAAUUUUCCAUUAAUUAUCGUAGGUAAUAAAAGCGACAAAGAAGAUUCUCGUGUCAUCUGUCGUGAAUAUGCUGAAUCAAUUGUAACUGUUGAUUGGGGAAACACAUUUAUUGAAGCAUGUGCCUAUAACAGAAAUUCGGUAUUGAGCGUAUUUCGAGAAUUAUUGAAAACGGCUAAAAUUGAUAUUACAUUCAGUCCACGUACAGUUAGACGCAGUUCAGAUCCAUCUCUAUCACAUGAUAAAGAGCGACCAAAUAAACGACAAAGUUGUGCUCAACAAUGA
Messenger RNA from Didymodactylos carnosus, 693 nucleotides. The record is from the annotation of a GenBank genome assembly. Lineage: Eukaryota; Metazoa; Rotifera; Eurotatoria; Philodinida; Philodinidae.